Messenger RNA from Paraglomus brasilianum, 501 nucleotides. Lineage: Eukaryota; Fungi; Glomeromycota; Glomeromycetes; Paraglomerales; Paraglomeraceae. The record is from the annotation of a GenBank genome assembly.
AUGGCAAGCGCACAAUCCACAGUUGAUUCAUUGAAGGAAUUGAAUUCUAGAUUUAUAGCCGAAAUCGAUAAACUUAGAGAAGAGAAUACUGAUAUCAGAUCUGAAAAUAUAAAACUAAAACAAGAUAAAGAAGAAGUUGAAGCCAAAUUCACGAAUCUAGAGCAGAGAGAUAAAGAAAAGACCAACCUUAUUGCUAAACUGGAACAGAGCGAUAAAGAAAAAACUAGCCUUAUUGUUAAAUUGGAACGCGAUGCUCCAAUUACUGUUUCCCCUGAAAUAAGUUCUAACCAUAUUCCUAAACAAAUGAUCUUGCGAAAUGAAGACGCACCGGCAUCUGAUGUAUCAGAUAAUGCAUCGAAAUCUGAUUUACAUCAGCCUAUUUGCAUAGAGUCCAAAUCAUCAGAAGGUAAAGAUAUUGAUGAAUUCUUGAAUUCUGUGAAUAAAAAAGGGAUUAGGAACGAAAUAAGAGAGAGAAAAAGAAAAGUUGCUCUCAACUCCUGA